AUGCUUAACGAAGCCAUCUUCGAGCGCAAGGUUUAUGGUUUGAAGUGGGUUUGCGAAGGUCUUAAUCAUCGCAAGCUUUCACAUGUUACUACAAUUUACGCUGCUCCACUUGUUAUCGACAACGGCCGCCGCUCCCCAACAUCAGAUCUUCGUCUCAUCCUCCGUAUCAUUAUAGAACACAAGUACCGCGUCUAUUCUGCUCUAACAACAAUCCACCGAUGGACACAUGUCCGAUUUGGUGAAGAGAAGAACAUCUUCUCAUACCAUUGCAAUAUCGAAAUGCUCGAAAUGUUUUACGAACUUCCAGUUCUUUCUAUAUACUGCCUCACUUUACUCUCUGAUACCACAAUUGCAUACGAACAUGAGAAUAUUCGCAAUUCACUCACCUAUGAAGCUACACAGGAGGUAAAGCGAACCAUCAGUAUUCUCAACUUGUUCUAUCCAAUUUCUCUUGAAGAAGUUCCGCCCAUCUUGUAA
Molecule: messenger RNA, 477 nt
Organism: Trichomonas vaginalis G3
Lineage: Eukaryota; Parabasalia; Trichomonadida; Trichomonadidae
Product: phosphoribulokinase family protein-related protein family
Exons: 1
Coding region: 1-477 (158 amino acids)
Source: RefSeq, a predicted model, not a curated record